Messenger RNA from Thecamonas trahens ATCC 50062, 2892 nucleotides. RefSeq lists its product as uncharacterized. The record is from RefSeq and is a predicted model, not a curated record. The coding region runs from base 4 to 2892 and encodes 962 amino acids. The transcript has 4 exons. Lineage: Eukaryota; Apusomonadida; Apusomonadidae.
GAGAUGGUCGGAGCAGAUGGUGGGGUUGAGCGACAGCAUACGGAACAGCGUUCUGGGCAGGGAGCAACAAUGAGUCCAGGCUCGUCAGAGGCCGGCUCGGCGGUCAACAACAUGAACACAUCGGCUCCGGUCCAUCCGUUACUCUCCAUCGAUGUUGGGCAGGCCAGACAGGCGGCAGUGGCGAGGGCCAGAGAGCAGAGUGUCCGCUCGCGCGCAGCGUCGGGUGAAGAGUCCGCCAGAUCGCCGUCGACGGGAUCGGUCAUCAUCCGCAGAAGGUCGUCGCUGAGAGACUCGACCGAUGGGAGGAUCUCUGACAAGUCCAUCGACUCGGUUGAACCGGUCUCACACGGCUCGGUCGUCAUCCGAAAGCUCUCCCUGCGUGAGAAGGACAAAGCAAAGUCAAGCAUGGACCCUAAGCUGCUGUCGAGAAAGGGCAACCGUAAGCUGUCAGAUCCGCCGCGGUCGUCGUCCUCGCUCUCCGACUCAAACUCGCACCUUGGGAUCUCGCUCUCGCGCUCGCUCUCAGAGGCGCGUCUCCUGCUCAAGACUGCCCACGAGGACAGUCUCGCCGAUCUGCUGAAAAAGGGCAAAGGCAAGGGCAAAGGCAAGGGCAAAGGCAAGGGCAAAGGCAAGGGCAAAGGCAAGGGCAAAGGCAAGGGCAAGGGCAAGGGCAAGGGCAAGGGCAAGGGCAAGGGCAAGGGCAAGGGCAAGAAGAAAGGCAAAAGAAAGGGCAAGAAGGGCAAGGGCAAGGGCAAGAAGGAAAGGGCAAGAUGCCCCUGUCAGACGCCCAAGUUUGACGCCAUGACUGGUGCGCAGCUUGUGCACUCUUCAGGGGUAUCGUCGGAUGAGGCCUCGUUCGAGUCGUACUCGUCGUCGUCGUCGUCAUCAUCGUACUCGUCGUCAAGAUCCUCAGCCUCUUCCUCGUCCUCAACCUCAGCCACAUCCUCGUCUUUGGCUAUCUCCUACAACCCGUUCUCGUCGCCGGUCGAUGUGGCCGGCGCAAGCGACACGCACGGGACAUUUAAUCGGAUUUCGCCACAGUCGCCGGUGGUGCCGAUGACGCCGUCGCGCAUGACGUUUAUGGACGGCGAGGCGCAUGUGGCGUCGGACAGCCAGCCACUGCCGCACCGAGACAUGUCUGUGCAUGAGGCGCUGGUGCAAGUUGAGAAGCUCUGGACCGCGCUGCACGUCCCGCAGCCGGAGCGCGAGUACUACCGGGCGGCGUGGGCGGCCAAGGGCAAGAUUGGUAGGCAGUCCGGAGCCGCUGCCAUUGGCGCGCGGCUAAUGGUGUCGCUGCUCGAGGCCCACCGGGCGCGGACGCUCGAGACAGCCAAGGCAAUUGCGCGGGUGGACAAAGCGCUCAAGGGACUCUCCGGUGGCGACGAAUCGACCCGGCGGCUGGAGCAGAUCGCCAAGCGGGUCAAGGCCGCCAUGACGGCGGUCCGCGCCUGGCAGCAGGGACUCGGCCACGCGCCGCAUCCGUUCAUGUGGCGCGGGACAUCAUGGAUUGUUGCCAUCUCGCACACUCUCCUCCAGCUCCUCGCGCGCCACGACGGCGAUGUUCGGCUCGAGCCGCUGGUCGAGCUCCAGAACGACCUGCUUGUCCGCAUCGGCGGCGAGUCGGUCAUGCAGAUGUACGUCGACUCGGUCCACGUCUCGGGGCAUAUGAUGUUUACCUUUCACUCGCGGCUUACCUACAGUGUGGCGGAAGAUGCUGCUGCCGGCAACCUGUUCGAACCGCUCUCUGUGGUGGAAAUCGGGCCCAUGAACGCCGGCUCGCCUCCCUGCCAAGAGCUCACCAAGUCGUCGGCGUGGAUCAGCGAAGCGGGGCGCAGCGUUGGUGCUCAUGGCUCACCGGGCGCCAAGACCGGGCGGGGGCGCGGGCGUAGACGUGGUCAAGACAAAGUCGGGCCCGUUGCCACAGCCAACACGAAUGCCGGCGACGGCGGCGCGGCGAACAAGGAACUGAUUCCUGUUCAGCUCACGGCCGGCGGACCGGUGACGUACAUGACCCGCGAGGAGCAAGCGAAGUUUGAUGCUGGCGUGGCAAGUUCAAGUAGUGUAGAGCGAAGCGGAGCCGCUCCGCGACCGGUCCACGCGGCGCUGGAGCGCCCGCCGGUCCCCGGGCCGAUGAACCUGCCGCCGGUGGCAGCAGGCGAGGGCGGAGAGCUAGAGUCUGGCUCGGUCGAGUCCGAGGCCGACGAUGAGGUGCCAGGCGGUGGCUCGGGCCCGCGAUGGCGGUUAGGCAAGACCAACCGGAAAGUGGCACCCAUUGUCGAGUCGUCGCUGCCAAAAAUCUCGUCAUCGUCGUCGGUGGCGUCGGAGAUGUCCGGCGCCGGCUCGGGCGACGCCGACGACGCCGGCUCGGCCUCGGGUAACGCCAUCGAGCUGCGGAUUUUCUCACCACAAGGCUCGAUGCGGAAGCACAAAUUCAAGACUGCAUCAGGGCAGGUGCGACCAGCGCCAGCGCCAGCGCCAGCGCCGGCGUCAGCGCCCAAGGCUGUUCCCAAGACUGUGCCCAAGGCUGUGCCGGCGUCGGCGUCGGCGCACCCCGGCUCCGACUCGGGAUCUGACACUGAAGACGGCGACGGGGCUGACUACAGCCAGUCGCACACCAGCCUUGCGCGGUCCGACUCUGUCCUCCUCCCGCAGAACGUGACCUAUUGUCUCGUCCGGCGCGACGUCCGCGAGUCGGCCUCAAUCUUUGUCCACACCGCGGUCCAGCCGCCGGUCUCGACGUCGCUUGUCAGCGGCCAUCAGCUCCCGAUCCGAUUCGAGAUCGAACGGCAGGCCGUGCUCGUGCCGGAGCACUCGCUCACUCUCCCGGGUGUCUCUCCCUCUGCCGUUGGCUCACCAUCGGGUGACCACGACGACAGUUUUUCCAUGGGAUGA